CUUCUUGUUAUUCUUUGCCCGCUCGGCCCUUUUAUUGUUUUGUGUGCAGAGCCAGUAGGCUGUAGUCUUAGGUGGACUAUGAAAAAAAUAAUCCCCCCCAAAAACUUCUCAAGGGUCACGUGCGGGCUAAUUGCAGAGCACGGUAUAAUUUCCCCUCCCACUCUAACGUCAUUCCUCUUGCCAGUUGGAAACCCUCGUUUUCGGUCACGUGAUCAUGAUAGAUGCGAAAGCGGUGUAGAAGACACUAUGGAUUCCUCCAUUCCAAGCAUUGCUGAGGUUCAUGGCACGCUGCUGGCUAUGCAGAAGAAUUUAGAAUGCCCAAUAUGCCUGGAGGUGAUGAAAAAUCCAAUCUCAACAAAUUGUGCCCACAUCUUCUGCAGUUUCUGCAUGUUUAAGCUCCUCGGACAGAAGAAAGGUGUAGCACAGUGUCCACUUUGCAAAGCCAAAGUCACCAAAAGAAGUCUAUGGAAAGAUACUCGAUUUAAGGAAGUAAUCAAAGUUGUGCUGGAAACCAUCCAUGCUUUUGAAUGUGAUACAGGGUUCAAGUUUUCAGAUGAUCAGUGCUUCCCUAAGAAAGCUAUAGAAGCUGCUUGUGCGUCAGUUCCAUGGAAAGAAAAGGAAGUCAUUGAUUGUAAAGGCUAUAGAGACAGACUGAGAAGAGUGAAAGAAGCAAAAAAUAGAAAUACUAACUUGCAGGGUGAGACCUCCGACUUGCCAUUAGUUAGCAGAACUGUCACAAGGCACUCCCUGAGAAAGAAAAGCAAUUCCAGCAAAGCUGUCAUCUUUGAAAUAGGAUCAGACUCACCUGAAGAUGUGUUUAAGAAGGCAGAUGCAAUCAGGUGUGUGGGUUUCAGAAGUAGUUCUCUUUCUCAAGUUGGUAAAGGGUGUGCCAAGAAUCAAAGUCAAAGCCCUUGUGAUGUGGAGCUUCCCGAACCAAGUGUUGAAGAUGAAGCGUUCAAUAUCCUAGGAGUGCAUGGUUUCUUGGAAGAAGGGCUUGGAAGCACGAAAGGAACUCUAGCCAACACUGAAAACUUAGAAAUUCUUGAGAAGAAUGCUGCUGUGGGAAAGAGUCAGGAUUUGUCUUUUCCUGAUCCUUGCUUGGGGCAACCUGAGAGGAACGCCAGUUCUAUACAGGAGGAUGGUUCUUGCUGUUUACUCAGUAUGGCACAAUUGGUUGGUGAAGCUGCAAAGCCCACUGCAGAUAAACAGGUUGAUAAUGAUGCAGAAAAGGCUAGCAUGGAGCUGCCUUCUAGAAGUGCACAAAUAAGUUACAUCCUACAUGAAAAUGAGGAACAGCUGCCACAGUCACAUACUUCACCUGAUAGUUCUUUGAGUCAAGUAUCUGGGAAGAAACUGAUACGGAGCAUCCAGAAAGUCAACGAGUGGCUUUCUAAAAGCAAGGAGGUCCUUUCUCCUAGCUCUCUGCAGGAUAUCCACACAGAGGAAGUAGAUCAGGACCCAAACUUGUCAGAUGCAGACUCUCUUGUCUCCCAGAAGACUGAACUGCUGAUGGAAGACCAGGGGGUGUUCACAGUAGAAUGUGAAGGUGACAGGUCUCUGUCCAAACCAGCUGCCUCUAAAAUAGAAGAUAAAAUAUUUGGGAGAACAUACAAGAGGGAACGCAAGUCAAACCUCCUUUGGAAUGAGAGGGAAACAAAUCAGAUCCAAGCAAAGGAAGGCAUUGCUGUGAAUUCAAAAUCCUGUGAUAUACCCAUAAAACGAAUCUUAAUGCAAAAAAGGAAGGCUUCAUCAGAACUGACCCCAGUUGACUUCACCAGGAGGCAAGAUAUGCAAGUCAAUAGAAAUAAGCCUGGUGGAGAUGAAGACAAUGUUUUGGAAGAGGAUGGCAAAGCUCUUGGAGAUGAGAGCCUUGUGGGAGAUCAAAAGGAAAUUAAGUUGCCAGUUGAACUUCCUGUCAAGGAAGGGGUGUCAGUUUUGGAAGCUGAUGGUAGUGAAACAUCUCUGAGUGUAUGCCACAAAUUGCCAGAAUCAAACCUUAAAAAUCUAAAGGAAAAAAGUAACACUUUGAGCAAGAGAAGUAGACAAAUAAUCAAGCCAAUUAGUGCAUUGCAAUUGAUUGUGGACAGAAGUGCCAGGUCAUCCAAGAAGGCAAACGUACAGACUGAUGAUGAGUUAAAGGUAGUAGGCGUAGGCCAGGUACAAGUCAGGAGAAGCAGGAGACUUCAGUUGCAGCCAGAAGGAGCCUGGAGGAGAAGUGAGCCAGUAAAGAGAGGAAUAAAACAGAUGAAUGAGAAAGAGAAGAAAUGUAGGUGGUCUCACGCAGGAAACAUGCCAACUCCUUCCACAGCAGAAAGCGACCCCAGUGUGUUCCAUGGCAGGCCACAGAAGGACAUAUCUUGGUCAGAUGCCAGCUUGAUAAACAUGGAAGAUAAUGCAAAUGGAGCUUGUGCUAACCCUGCAACCUCUCCUCAGAUGAAUGUUGAGCAAACCACAGACAGCCAUGGUCCUUGUUGCAAUGUUCCCAGUGCAAAUUCCCAAGAUAGCUGCUCACUUCUUCAGUUUGCUUCUCCAGAGGUGGAGCAGACUACUUCUGAGGACAAACAGUUCAUGGUAGGACACCAAACUGGGAAAAGUGUGUUGUGUCCCCAGACACCAGAGGGGGGUGGGUUAUGCACAGGGAAUGUGAUGGGAAGCUUUAAGCCCCCUGAAACAUAUGAUAAAGCUACAGGAACUUUGGAGCUGAACCCAGAAACUGAUGACAGUGAACUGGAUACAAACUUCAUGCGGAAGAUGUUCAGUGGCUGCAAACGCCGGUCAUUCUUGCUGCAUCCAAGACCAGUAAAGGAAUCUGUUACAGAAAUUCAAAAAGAACCAAGCAAUGGAUGGGUGGAAGAUGGAAACGUUGACUGUUUGAAGAAAUCAACUCUCAUCAAUAGGUGUUGUGAGGAGAGAAGAGAAGCUUUUGCCUGUGAGGUGAACAGCUCUGUCCAAAGAUUGGCAUCUUGCACCUCCAGUUUCCCAGAUAGAACUGAGCACCCCCAGCUUGCCUCACAAGAUCCAUUCCCAGAUCAUCCAUCUACACCAGAGCUAUUAGCCACCAGGAAUGCCAAGGGUGAAAGGCAUCUGCAAAGUCAAAAACUAGCAACUAAAAAGAGAGCCUUCCCCAAAAUGGGGGGAGAAAUUGCAAACUCAAAUGGCAGCAGCAGCAGUGGCAGCCAAAGUGUCUGGAGAAAUGAUAUCUUCCAAAGCACCAGUUUAGGUGCCAUUAAUGAGACAAGCACUAGUAUAGGCCACUCUCAAGGAGCAGGAUCUGAAAGCACUGAAAACAAAGGCCUGGCAUUAAGCUCCCAGCCAGAAUCCAUACAGCCAUGUCAGCUACCACAUCCUGAAUUCAGCUGCAUUCAUGGUGAAAACAAUGUGGAACAAAAGCAACUGAACAGUGACACAGAAGAAGCAACCGAUAAUUCCAGCACAGGUGUUCCUAAGUGUUUGGUUCCCAGAAAGAAUUUGGAACAAUGUACUGAGGAGGAGUCCCAUGGCUUUGAGCUGUUGUCAGAGACACCAGAGGGCUUAUUAGGCCUUGUCAUCAGAAACGAAGGCUCGCCUAAAGGCUCACCUAACCUUAGGGAAAUAGACAGGAAAGAUAAUUUGGCUGUGUCUCUUAAAACCAACAAGCAACCCACCCUUGAGAGCGACCUGGACAACAGCAACAAAAGCAGUUCCAAGUUGAACUGUAAAAGCCUUGCUUGGGCACGCCAGAGACGAGUGCAGAAGCUACCAUCCUCAGAAGAGGAACAUUCCAGUGAAGAUGAAGAAUUGCCAUGCUUUCAGGCUCUGAUAUUUGGUAAAUCGGCAAGAACAUUGGAACCAGUGAAAAAGGAGACAUCAGAAGGGAUGCUAGCAUUGCAGAGUAGCAGCAAAAGUAACCUGAAAACCAAAGACGAUGAUGUCUCUCCAAGUCAGGAGUCGGAAUGCUCUGUUAAUUUGUUUUCUUUCCAGUCACAUGUAUCUGAGGACUUCAGCAGCAGGCCUCAUGAUUCAAGACAUUUGACUCCAGCUCCCACUUCUAACGAAAAUCUGGCAACUGUCAGCGGGAAUAAAAAAGCCAUUCAACCCAGGGAUAAAGUCUCCAGAUAUGCUGAGCAACUGAAGGAUGGACAGCAAGAAUAUGUGAAUUCAGAAUCCAAUUUAGGUGAAACCAUGGAGUAUGACAGUGAAGCUAGCUGCUUGGGGGAUUCAUUGGGCCUGUCCUCCCAGAAUGAGAUUCUCACCACACAGCAAAGAGGUGCCAUGCAAAACAGCUUAAAGAAACUUCAGCAGAAGAUGGCUAUUCUUGAAGCAGUUCUCAAGCAGGGAAGCCAGAAUGCUGUCCAUGAAGGGUCACCACUCUCUGAUGAGGACGAUGAUUUCACUGGAGAGACAAGAUCAGCAAAUGGGCAGCAUCAUGUAGCUCAGCUUAUAACACUAGGAAGUAAAGCAAAUUUGAGAUCUAAUCAAAGCUUCCAAGAUGCCUUCUCCCCCCAUGUGAGCAUGCAUGCAACUUCAGUCAGUCACGCCAUCUCUUCCUCAAGGUCUAAAGAGCAGAUUUCCCGCUGUUUGGCAACAGAGACAGCAAGAGGGCCUCUUGCUGACACAUGUGAUACAGGAAGACUCAGCACACCAAGACACAAAGGACAAAGAAGUCCAGUCUGCCCCUUGUUACCCACCACACACUGUAGCGCCAGGAAAAGGAAUUCAGAGAGUCCACUUCUGACCAGCAAGAGGAAUAUGUCUCUGGUGGCAUCGGGUCUGAACCAAGGCGAAUUGAGACUGGUACAGAAGUUUGCCAGGAAAAGUGAGAGCACUUGGUCUAAUAACAUUUCUAAAGGAACAUCCCAUGUAGUAAUGAAAACAGAUGAGGAUCUGGUCUGCGAGCGGACCCUGAAAUACUUCUUAGGUAUUGCUGGACAGAAAUGGGUGGUGAGCUACCAGUGGAUUGUACAAUCACUUAAGGAAAGAAGAGUUCUUAAUGAGGACGACUUUGAAGUUAGAGGAGAUGUAAUCAAUGGGAGAAGCCAUCAAGGACCCAGAAGAGCAAGGGAAUCUCCUUCUGGAAAGCUUUUCCAAGGCUUGGAAAUAUGCUGCCAUGGGCCAUUCACUGACAUGCUCCCAGAACAACUGGAGUGGAUGGUAGAGCUGUGCGGCGCCUCCCUUGUGAAAGAACCUCACUUAUUCACACAUGCAACAAACUCUACUGCUGUGGUGGUCAUUCAGCCCGAAGCUUGGGGGGAAGACACUGCCUGCCAAGAUAUCCCACUGCAGUACAGUGCUACUGUAGUUUCACGUGAGUGGGUGCUGGACAGUGUUGCAUGCUACCAACGCCAGGCAUUUGAUGAAUACAUCAUGCAACAGCUGUGACAGGAUGGCCUUUUGAAAUUACUUAUGAGUGCGGAAUCUUCAGGAAAGGAUUUCUGUGGAGCUUUUGUGAAAGACUUCCUCAGAGAGAAUAUGGUUUCACUUGCAAGAUAAAUAUUUCAGAGGGCAUAAAUGCCCUGUCGCUCGCCAAAGGCAGAACUUAAAACUGUGAAACUUCUAUUUUCACCAUAGCGAGCCAAGCAAUAAUGUGGUGUUCUGGGCUGAUGCAGAUGCAUUAUUUCCUAUUCAAUUUCUGCAUUGUUUGGGAGACUUUUCACGUCUUGGAGAUGUAAUCGAUUGCAAGAGUUAUAUGGAUCUGAGAGCUUCAAUUAACUCCGGAGGAUAGCAGUAUUUUAUCUGCUUGUUUAAUGGGGCAGGGUGUUCACAUACAAAGAUUCACUUAUGCUGGAUAACUGGCAAAGCAACAUUUUCUAAUAAGAAGCAUUGCCAGACUGGUGAUUGCACAAGAAGCCCCUGCAACAAACCCUUGCAUCAUAAGGAAGUAUGUGCCAAGUCAGAUAUUUGUGUUUUGUCCAAAUGUGGGCACUAUAAAUAAAUUUAGCAUCUCUCUA
Molecule: messenger RNA, 5927 nt
Organism: Rhineura floridana
Lineage: Eukaryota; Metazoa; Chordata; Lepidosauria; Squamata; Rhineuridae
Gene: BRCA1
Product: BRCA1 DNA repair associated
Exons: 22
Coding region: 79-5358 (1759 amino acids)
Biological process (GO): positive regulation of transcription by RNA polymerase II; chordate embryonic development; negative regulation of fatty acid biosynthetic process
Cellular component (GO): nucleus; BRCA1-A complex; plasma membrane
Molecular function (GO): zinc ion binding; DNA binding; ubiquitin-protein transferase activity
Source: RefSeq, a predicted model, not a curated record